Carcharodon carcharias (great white shark) is the source of this 416-nucleotide messenger RNA. Its product is annotated as histone H4. The transcript has a single exon. Lineage: Eukaryota; Metazoa; Chordata; Chondrichthyes; Lamniformes; Lamnidae. Gene Ontology annotation, molecular function: structural constituent of chromatin; protein heterodimerization activity; DNA binding. The coding region runs from base 25 to 336 and encodes 103 amino acids. Gene Ontology annotation, biological process: nucleosome assembly. The record is from RefSeq and is a predicted model, not a curated record. Gene Ontology annotation, cellular component: nucleosome.
CAGCGAUCUGCGUGAAGAAUCAUCAUGUCUGGCAGAGGGAAAGGAGGCAAAGGACUUGGCAAAGGCGGAGCAAAGCGGCAUCGCAAAGUGCUUCGUGAUAAUAUCCAGGGCAUCACCAAACCAGCAAUCCGCCGCCUGGCUCGCCGUGGCGGUGUCAAGCGGAUCUCGGGUUUGAUCUAUGAGGAGACUCGCGGGGUGCUGAAGGUUUUCCUGGAGAAUGUGAUCAGGGAUGCGGUUACCUACACUGAACACGCCAAGCGCAAGACGGUCACUGCCAUGGAUGUGGUGUACGCUCUGAAACGCCAGGGCCGCACUCUCUAUGGAUUCGGCGGCUGAACAACUCGACCCUUUCUACCGAACACACAACAAAGGCUCUUUUAAGAGCCACCCAAAACGUCACAUUAAGAGCACUGACC